AUUCGGGGUCCAACGUUAAACUUUAUAAAAAUUUCAAGAAUAUGUGAAGGCACAUACCAGUGCCAUGCCUCUAAUGGAAUUGGAGAAAAUGCGGUCCGACAAACAACGGUUAAAGUACACUUUCGUCCUGAAAUACAUUUACCUACGCUUAGAAUAGGACAGACCUUGGGACGGCACACAAUUCUUGAAUGCACAGUAACUGCUUCUCCAAUAGGACUCACAGUUUGGCAAAGAAAUCGAAGCACAUUAUCUAACGACGGCAAAACUGAAAUCGAACUUUAUAACGAAAAGUUACACACCAUAACUCUGAGUCUCAGAAUAAAGAAUUUGAGUAGAACCGAUUAUGGCUAUUACAAUUGUGUGGCCCAAAACAUCUUGGGAUCAGAAAAUAAAACUGUUGAACUGUUUGGUUAG
Molecule: messenger RNA, 414 nt
Organism: Helobdella robusta
Lineage: Eukaryota; Metazoa; Annelida; Clitellata; Rhynchobdellida; Glossiphoniidae
Exons: 3
Cellular component (GO): neuron projection
Source: RefSeq, a predicted model, not a curated record